This is a messenger RNA of Caenorhabditis sp. 36 PRJEB53466, 643 nucleotides long. The record is from the annotation of a GenBank genome assembly. Lineage: Eukaryota; Metazoa; Nematoda; Chromadorea; Rhabditida; Rhabditidae.
AUGCAGUCUUCUGAUGAAACGGAUGAUGUUCUGCCGAAGGAUGAGGAGGUGUUGAAGACGAAAAAGGACAAGUACAAAGUGAUCGCUCUGCUCGGAAAAGGCGGAUACGGAGCCGUCUACUCGGUGCUCCGUCUCUCCGACUCGGAGAAGUUCGCCAUCAAAUGCGAAAAGGCGACGGCGGCGAAGAAGGUGCUUCUGAUGGACUGCAACGUGAUGAAGGGUGCCACGCAGAUCAAGAGUCGGCACUUCUGCACGGUGCUGGAUCGGGCGAACGUCAAGGAUCGGUUCAACUUCAUCGUGAUGAAACUGAUCGGCAAGAACCUCUGGGACCUGCGACAGGACCGCCCGGACGGCCGAUUCAGUCUCGGAACUGCCCUCAAGACCGCCGCCCAGUGUCUCGUUUCCAUCGAACAUCUCCACAGUGUAAGUGGUCUUGCUAGGCACUUUCUUUUCGAAGCACUCAGGAAAAUUGUGCAAAAUUCUCUCAGACAAAUAAUUUCGGGUCCAAUUAUGUAAUUUUUGUUUCCCACGCGAAUUUGUCUAACCCGUGUGCGAAUCUAAUAAUUGGAUUUGCAAUCGACACGGUCUCCAGAGUGGACAAUGGGCGCAAGGCGCAAGGGCGCCCAUUGUCAACUCCCAAUAG